AUGGACCUGGUGAAAAUGUUGGCCGGCACGUACACUGCCAACGUCAACGCUAAAACGGGUUACACGCCGUGUCACUUAGCCCUGCAGUUCGGACACGAAGAGAUCUACAAGAUACUGGUCGAGUCGUACGGAGCCGACCCGAACGUGCGGGACUACAGCGGACGGAAGCCAAGGCAGUACCAGACGAACCAGGACACGAGCCUGUCGGCGGACACUUAUCGCAAACUAAACGCCCGAAAACACAAACACAUGGAAAAGGACCUAAGAUUUCUGAGGAUCGGGUCCCUGAACGUGCGCGUUAAACGGACCACGGAGGCGUUCAGCAACUUCCUGGGCGUCGGACACAACGCGGAAAAGAUCCACAAGACUUGGGGCUCUGCCGACAACAUACAACAGAACGACGCCAAGAGAAUGCCCCCUCCGAAAAGCGUUGCGAUUAAGAAGAGGAAGUCCAAGCGGCCACAGGACUUUCUGAGGAGGGCCUCGGCCCCGGCCGACCGGUCGCCAGACAAGAGGAAAUCCGCGGAAAUCGUCGUCACUGGCGACUCGGACUCGGACACGGCCUGCGGAUUUGGCACGAAUUGGCAUCAACCGUCGUGACCGCCGUGUCGUGUCGGACAUCACACUGUAUUAUACCCAUGUCGGUCGUCGGUGGUAUGCGGGGCUUUGCUGCCGACUUUCGAGACGCUUUUCUGCUGCGUAGAUAGUCGGUCUCGGGUGAAAUAACAAUACAAUGGGUUCAUUAUUAUACUCUAUCAUUGUCUCAUCCAUAGUCAUCCACAUCAUAAUAUCAUCACGAUCGACAUUCAACACACCCAAAGUAUUAUUAGCAAUAUGUAACAACCGUAGACCUAUUAACUAGUUAAUAGGUCUAUGGUAACAACCAUGUCCACAUGCAUAGUCGAUAUUUACGUGUCACACAUAAUAGGCAAUAUGUCUUAUGUGACACAUACUUGACUAUACGCAUACGGUCUGACAGUUUGUGUACUAUAUAUAGAUAUUAUCUAAUAUUAUUAUUACUAUAAAUAUUAUAACUAUUAGUCUGUUGCGAUUUUAUGUCGUCGGUCAGAGGAAGUUUUAUUUUAUUUUUAUUUUUUGUGCGCAAACGCUUAACAUUUUGUUUUACUUUUUUUUGUACCUACUUUAAAUAACUUGAUCGGAUAUAAUGUUGUAUUCAGUUCAGCGGACACUUUUACCAAACGUUUUUUGAGCUACCUACUUACUUUGCUGAUAUGUCAUUAACAAUAUUUUACAAAGGACCAAAAAGGCGUUUCAUUUUACAUACCUACUGUUUAAUAUAUUAUUAUUGAUAUCUCAAUAUCCAAUUGUACUUAUAUAAUAUUAUUUAUUGUAUUUUGUUUAUAAUUAUUUUAGCAUUAUAGGCAAUCAUUGUUACCACGGACUUUGAUAGAUUAUAGUCCGUGUUGUUUCUCAAUAUUAAUACUACAUUUUAUUGACGAUCAGCUUUUUUAAGAUUAAUUGUAGUAAUAAUGGUUAUGUUAUCGGGUUAUUUAAAGUUAAAAUGCUCACUGUUAUUAAUAUUAUCUAUUUUAUAAUUUUGUUGUUAAGUUCUUUAAAUUUGUACAAGUAUUAAUUUACUUUAGGACGUAACAUUUUCAUCAAUUAUUAAUAUACAGUAAAUAUCUACAAAUAUUUUUGAUCA
Molecule: messenger RNA, 1663 nt
Organism: Metopolophium dirhodum (rose-grain aphid)
Lineage: Eukaryota; Metazoa; Arthropoda; Insecta; Hemiptera; Aphididae
Product: ankyrin repeat domain-containing protein SOWAHD-like
Exons: 6
Coding region: 1-600 (199 amino acids)
Molecular function (GO): protein binding
Source: RefSeq, a predicted model, not a curated record